AAGCACACUUCAAGUAUUCAUUUUGAAGCACUUGUUGUCAUCUCCCCUCUGAUUUUUCUUAAUCAUGGCUUCCCAUCGUUUGCCUUUCUUUGUGCUACCGUUUUUAUUCGUCACUUUGUCAUUGAUGAGCAGCAACACAGUCUUGGUUGGUGCUCGGCGUCUUUUGGAGACAUCUGUGCCGGAGAUUCCUAAACCGGAGUUGCCUAAGAUACCGUCCUUCCCAAAGGUUGAACUUCCAAAGCCUGAAUUACCGGAAAUCCCAAAACUCGAAAUACCUAAAAUGCCUGAGUUGCCAAAGCCUGAAUUGCCUAAAGUUCCGGAGUUGCCAAAACCUGAAUUGCCUAAGGUUCCCGAGUUUCCGAAAGUGCCAGAGUUGCCAAAACCUGAACUACCUAAGGUUCCUGAGUUUCCAAAAGUGCCAGAGUUGCCAAAGCCUGAAUUUCCUAAGGUUCCCGAGUUGAAAAAACCUGAAGAAGUCAAAGUUCCAGAAUUACCUAAAGUUCCUGAGAUGCCCAAAGCUCCUAAAUUGUCAAAAUCUGAAGCACCAAAAGUUCCCGGGUUACCAAAGCCAGAGUUGCCUAAAGUUCCCGAGGUGCCCAAGCCAGAGUUGCCCAAGGCUCCCGAGUUGCCAAAAGUUCCUGAGGUGCCUAAGCCAGAAUUGCCAAAAGCUCCUGAAUUACCGAAAAUUCCCGAAUUAACAAAACCAGAAUUGCCUAAAAUUCCUGAAGUGCCGAAACCAGAAUUGCCCAAAGUUCCUGAGUUACCCAAACCAGAAAUACCUAAAUUACCCAACCUACCAAAGCCGGAAACACCUAAACAAGAACUGCCUAAGUUGCCUGAUUUGCCUACCAUGCCAAAAUCUUGAAUCAUGUGUUGAUUAGCAUAUUUAAAUUCAUUUCAUGAGUCACUUGUAGACCAUAUUAUUUAUAAAAGUUGCUUUGUGUGAUUUUAUUGUUAUCAUCUAUAUAUUAUACAUGUAAACUUUCAAAAUAAAUUUAUAGUUCUAUACAAAGUUUGCCUUAUUUAUUUA
Molecule: messenger RNA, 1030 nt
Organism: Gossypium raimondii (Peruvian cotton)
Lineage: Eukaryota; Viridiplantae; Streptophyta; Magnoliopsida; Malvales; Malvaceae
Product: protein PELPK1-like
Source: RefSeq, a predicted model, not a curated record